AUGACAGGCUUCCCACUGGACACUGCGGUGCGGACCUGCAGCUGUGGCGGCGCGGCACCAGGACAGAGCCCCCGGCGGCGGGAUAGCCCGUGCGAGCGGGGAUCCGGGGUGUGGGUCACGGGGGCCAGCGGAGGGCCCGCUCUCCACGGAGGGCGGGUGGGGGGCGGAGGAUAUGGGACCAGGGAUACGUUACGCCAGAGGAGUAACACUAUGCCCAGCACCAUGGAGGCCGGGGGCUGCAGUCGCGAGGGCCCGCCAUAG
This is a messenger RNA of Knipowitschia caucasica, 261 nucleotides long. The record is from the annotation of a GenBank genome assembly. NCBI's taxonomy places the organism in Eukaryota, Metazoa, Chordata, Actinopteri, Gobiiformes, Gobiidae.